Molecule: messenger RNA, 6785 nt
Organism: Betta splendens (Siamese fighting fish)
Lineage: Eukaryota; Metazoa; Chordata; Actinopteri; Anabantiformes; Osphronemidae
Gene: itih6
Product: inter-alpha-trypsin inhibitor heavy chain family member 6
Exons: 12
Coding region: 990-4313 (1107 amino acids)
Biological process (GO): hyaluronan metabolic process
Molecular function (GO): serine-type endopeptidase inhibitor activity
Source: RefSeq, a predicted model, not a curated record
UCCUCAUUUAAUCAACUCGAGGCUGGAAAAAAAAACUCUCUCUUAAAACUGCUAAAAAUAAACAGAGCACAAACAAGUCAACGUUGCAGGAUCAAGCUGUGUUUGGGAGCAGAAGCAGGUCAGGAGGAGGAACCUGAGGGCACAUGAAUACUGGAAUUGUAAAGGCAAGUCAGGAAGUUAAUGGAGAAAAUGACCCUCGCCCCCUUCCCCCCCACACAGUUUACUGAAGCUCGGUGCCAGUUCAGAUCGGUAGACACACAUCUAUGUUUACUGUAUAUGUCCACAUGGAGGUGAAUGUGGACUUUUCAAGCAUGUCAGCGUCUGGUAUGUUUACAGGCAUCUCUCUCUUUAUGACGCCCGCUUUGCCUUUGCUUCCUUGCACAUACCUGUACAUCCUGGCUUAUACAUAUUUCCACAUGCACAGUGAGUUUGCACAUCACCACAUACCCAAAGGAAAAAACCUGUGGCAAACACACGUUGCAUUAGUUCUUUGGCAUGUCUGUGUCUCAGACUGAGAGGUCUGUGUUCCACGUAGGCUGCUGAUGUGGAGCCGUUGCUUUACCCCCUGAGCUGCACAUAGAAACACAAACACCUCCACUUUCGCUGCACUUUCUGCUUUGUGUCUCAAACAAGAGCUGCCUUGUGUUUACUUUAUUUCUCCCCUGACGAGUUUCUCUCUGAACUUGACCUUCAUUCGUGACCUUGUCGCCACCAAGGCGCACAGACGUGUGCUGGGUGAAUCAGAUCUCAGUUUAGGCUUUAAUUUAGUUUGGGAUUCAGAUGGGUGUGUCAGAGCGGCAUCGUCUCAGCGUUAUCCGUUCGCUGGAUUUCCAAAGUUUUCAGAAGGAAAUUGCCUUUUUCCACUUCAUGUGCUUAUUAAGGCAAAGAAGCUUAAUGUUUGUGAAGCAGCUUUGUGGAAGCUGUAGACAUAUGAGUAGCAAAAUAAAUUGAAUCGUGCUUAAAAACUCCUGAACUAGAGUCUGACGGCUAUGGGUCACAGAGAGCUGCUUGUUCUUCUACUUUCGCUUCCUAUUAGCACCUUAAACAGCAACAUGUACGUGGCCCAGGUGAAGGAAAGAUCUGCUGCCAGGAAGAUUUACGACUCUGCUAAGAAGCAAGGAAAAGCAGCCGGACUUGUUGCAACCAAAGAGAGGGAGACGGAGCGGUUUCGCGUGGCUGUGAGUGUGCCAUCCGGAGCUCACAUGUCCUUCUCUCUUACCUACGAGGAGCUGUUGCCUCGUCGCCUUGGACGCUACGAGCUCAGUUUGGGCCUGAGGCCUGGACAACUGGUCCAAAACCUGACAUUAGACGUUAGCAUCUUUGAGAGAUCAGGCCUCGGAUUUGUCAAAGUGCUUCCUCUCAGGACAAGUCGACUGUUGUCCAACAUCACUGAAGGUGAAUCAGACGCUCCUGGCUCCACUCACAUUGAGAGCAGCCCUAAUUGUGCUCGGGUUCGCUACACUCCCACACUGCAGCAGCAGAACAGCAUCAGCUCCCGGGCCCUGGACGCAGACUUCAUCAUUCAGUAUGAUGUAGAUCUCAGAGACCCGCUGGGUGAAAUCCAGGUGUACAAUGGCUACUUUGUACAUUACUUCGCGCCCAGAGGCCUUCCUGUGGUUCCUAAGGAUGUUAUAUUUGUCAUUGACAUCAGUGGGUCAAUGAUAGGCACCAAGAUGAAACAGACAAAACAGGCCAUGUGCACCAUCCUGGGGGAUCUGAGGGAGGGGGAUCACUUCAACAUCAUCACUUUCUCAGACAAGGUUCACACUUGGAAGAAAGGACCAGCAGUGCGGGCAACACGUCAGAAUGUAAAAGCUGCUCGAGACUACGUGAAGGCGAUAAUAGCAGAAGGAUGGACCAACAUCAACGCAGCUCUGCUCUCAGCUGCCCAGCUCAUCAACCCUCCAUCAUCUGACUCCUCCAACCAUUUGUCGUCCCGUCGUGUCCCUUUGAUAAUCUUUCUCACUGACGGUGAGGCGACCAUUGGCGUAACGGCUGGUGACACCAUCCUCAGCAAUGCCAAGAAUGCUUUAGGCACGGCUUCUUUGUUCGGUCUGGCCUUUGGAGACGAUGCAGACUUUCUCCUCUUGAAACGCCUGGCUCUGGACAACCGAGGCGUGGCUAGGAUGGUUUAUGAGGACGCUGAUGCAGCCUUGCAGCUAAAGGGUUUCUAUGAUGAAAUUGCCAGCCCCUUGCUCUCAGACAUCCAGCUGACUUACCUGGAGGAUCAGGCAUUCGACGUCACACGCUCAAUGUUCCCCAACUACUUUCAAGGCUCUGAGUUGGUGGUGGCAGGAAGGGUCAAACAAGGAGCAAAAGGUCUGAAGGUGUCGAUGUCUGCCAGCAAUUCAAAGCAGCGUGUUGAGUUGGAGAACAGUGUGCUGAUCUCCAAUGUGAAGGGGAACAGGAGCAUGUCUGCUGCCGACUGUUCUGGAGAUUUGGAAGGACUCUCCAGGAUUGUACAUCGUCUUUGGGCGUAUUUCACCAUCAAAGAGCUGCUACUCGCUAAAAUCAACACGAAUGAUCCUGCAGCACAGAGGCUACUGGCAGAGAAGGCCACUGACCUCUCUCUCAAAUACAACUUUGUAACACCAGUCACAUCUUUAGUCAUCGUCAAGCCAGACACAGAUGAGGCAGCUCAAUCCCAAACCACGGAGAAACCCUGCCCUGCAGCAACUACAGCUACAGCAGCUACUGCUGCUGUCAAAACAGCUUCUGGUGCUGUAAAGAUGCUCAGUUCUCCUCUGAACCUCAGGCCUGUCAAAACAAAACCCCACCCUCCUCGUCCCCCACAGUUAAGAAAAAGAGUUAUCGCACCAUACGUAGCAAGAGCAGUGCUUAUACCCUCCAAGAACACUAUAACCUCAGGUCCAACAAAGCCCCUGAAUGACUCUGUAACAGACAUUUCCCCUCCUCCUCCCACUCCUGUUCCUCCUUCUCCUCAUGUUGGGAAGAUUGCUCCAUCACUGCUUCAUGCCCUAAAAACAGCACUACCUCCUGCACCUGCCCAUGUCUCCACCCAUCAUCACAGCAGCACAACCUCGUCUGAGAUAACAUAUACCACCAGACCUCCACCGGGUUCAGUCAGAACAGCCCCUGCAGCCCUGCCUGGGAGACCCCUCACCUCACAGCUCAGCAAAGCAAAUAUAGGCGUCCCCCCUUUAAGAGGGGUUGUAUCCUCUAAAGAGGCAGGGAUCGGGACAACAUCUGCUCCAGAUGCUCCCCUGUCUGAGGUUACUACCGCUCUGCCUGAGCUGCCCUCUCUGCUCACGUUUCCUACCCCGAUCCCAGUUCCGGCUGUGGAGCACAACAACGGGAAACCCAGCUCUGACCCAGAUGUGAGUAUCGCCACCCUCGUGUCAGCCACCUUCGCUCCCAUGCCUGGUGCAACAGAUGGACCGCGACCAUGGGAAGCGGCGGGGCUCCUGGACUAUGAUGCUACGUACGACUAUGACUAUGACCUCAACUAUGACAGCUGGAAGGACACUGCAGACACAGAGUCAUUUGUAUCUACGUCCAAAUUGAACACCAUCGGGGUCUUCUCCUCAUCAGUUGAUGGAGAUCCUCAUUUUGUGGUUGAGCUACCAAAGGUGCACCAGAGCCUUUGUUUUACACUGGAUGGUCAUGGUAACGAUGUCAUCAGACUGUUAGAGGACCCAGACCGAGGGAUCACUGUGGACGGUCGCCUGGUGGAGGCGCCUUCCAAGCACAAUGCAGAAACCCGCCCACGGACCUACUUUGACCUGCUCACCGUGUUUUCAGUCACAGCUGGCUCUGGUGGCAUCAUGAUCACGGUGUCUCUGGAUGCUGUAGUAGUGGAAGGAGAAGGGCGGGACACGCUUCUCGUCAGUCAGCAGGGAUCUGUGACAAGGCAGGGGGUUACAGUCUCUGUGGACACCCACCGGACCUGCUGGAUAGAGUUUGCCUAUAAUGUGCGCUUCCUUAUCCUGUUCCACUACUAUAAACACCCCAGCUACCUCCAGAUGGCUCACCUGGGUUUCUAUAUCACAGAGGGUCAAGGACUUUCGGCUUUGACCCAAGGACUGUUAGGCCAGUUUCAGCAUGCUGACAUGACUGUAGAGGUGGUAAAGGAUGAUGUGGCUGCAGUUGCUGACCAGGCUGAUAAGCACAGACCUUCAGCCAGGGGAAUCCUGAAGUGGGGUUCCGAGCACAUGCCAGUCACUUUGCAGAACAAACUGCUGAAAGACACGGUGAGGAAACGCCACCUCAGCAAGUGUUGGGUGGUGCCCAAGGCUGCGGUACAGAGACUCCUAGGUCAUUCAUAUCAGAGCUACAUUGUGGAUCGUGUGUAAUUCCAGAUGAGUCAACUCCACCUCGUGGCUCAGGUCUCAGCUAUUAUCGUGGCCUGGUUAUUCGACAAAGAAUGAACUGGAAAUCCACAAUAAUGAAUUCACAAAUCACAUUGCCUCCGUGAAAAGGGCUGUCUCAUAUUCCACGAGGAAAAGACAAACUCAAACAACAGGUGUAGUCCCAUAAGAGGUGGAGAAAAUGGAGGAACAAUGAGGAUGGUACUGCAAAAAUAGUGAAGUAUUGAGUGAUGCCUUUCUCAUCCACUUCCUCACGCUUGAAGCUCUGUAUCUACGACAGAGAUGCAAUGUUCUCAUGGUAACCACAAAAUAUCCAUUUGUCCUUUGCUUGCUCCCAAACUGACAAAGAGGACAUUUAUCAGAUCAGUCUCUGCUCUCUAAGUGGGAUGACUUGUUUGACAGUUGUAUUUUCUAGUUAAUAUAAAAUACUAUUACUACAUGUAUAGAGAUAAUAUUUUAGUAAUAAUUGCAUUGAUCUUGUUUCCCAUAACAAACAGCCAACAGGUGUUGUAGGUUUGCCAUGUGCUUUUUAUUUUCUAUCAUUUCAUUCAUAGUUUAAUUUGUUCUAUUUGUUACACAAGACGUUAGGCAUUUUUACAUACUAGUGAUCAAACAAGGACAGUAAGAUUUUCUACUACUCAGCCUGAACUAUGUUGUCAGUUUCAAAAGGUUCAAAAGGCCAAACUGGAUGAAAAUCAAACCAGUACAAACACACACAAGGUUUUUUUUAAUAAAUAAAAAAGAGAAGACAGAAUCUGAAGAUGGGCUUUAAACAGUAGAUGGGUUUCCAGUUUUUCUCUGAUAUCGUAGCGUGUUGAAGACCAAGCACACUCACACACGCAUGCAAACCCACACACAAGGCUGCACUGAAUACACAGCUGCUGUCGACCUCAGCUCUGUGUCAGAGUAGCUAAUAACCAUAUUAACUCAGGAAUGAUCACUAAACAAGGUAAACAGAGGUCAUGACACAGCAAAUAAAAAAAGAUAGGAUUUCUUUGUGCAUCACUUUAUCUUCAUAUCAUAAUCAGCAUCUGACGUAACUUUUCCAUGAAACGUCAGUGGAAUUUCAACGAAUACAGGAGAACAGCAAAACACGUGACACCCCAGACAUGCAGUAACUUUUGUUGCUAGGGGAUUAGUUGUGGUUGAUCAAGGGACGAGUCUGGUUCGGUGUCAUUGUCCAGUAGCUGGAAGGUUCUUUCACCCAGUGUGCUUGGUUUGAUGGACACCGCCUUCUGUAGUGUUCAGACAGAGCAAAAUGCACUGCUGGAAUGAAAUCAACGCUCCCAGUGAUCGACCAACAACGGCACAACAAGACUCUACCCAUCUCCAACCACUUGGUACAACAUGGCAGUGAAUUUGGAGAUCAGACCCAAGUUAAGGCUACAAUCAAAUAAAUGAUUCUUCUGGGACGGGAUACUUUUGUUAUGCUACAAAGCCUUUUCAAGUUAUAGAAUCCAGGUUUUUCCACCAGGUUUUCCUUCCCAGCUACUUUCUCACUAAGGGGAUCUAACUGAUGUACACACAGGUUGGACCAGUAACCAGUACAGUGUGCUGCUUCCACUAUGAGCUGAACUUUUCUUCCAUUGCUGACCUCUCACAUUCCACACAUACAUUCUUUUUGCCACUGCUAAGUUUCCUUGUAUUUGAUGAUGUGCAGUUUGCCUUGCUUGUUUGCAUCACUUACUCUAAAAUUUCUGUUAAAAUACUCCCCCAAACACAGACUAUCUUCCUGCCUCGCUAGCUCCUGAUGUUCAGACUUUCUAGCUCCAUCAUAAUUUCAGCUUGUAAAAUCUGCACCAAACUCGUAGAAAUCAAACUCUUCAAUAAUUUAAAAUGUUAGAAACUAUUUAAAUUCAAAAAUGACAUCACACAACAGAGAAAAACAAAGAACGCGGUUUUGUGGAGGGUGGGGUCAGUUAAUAGCCACUGGUUAGCUCGCCCACUAGCACAGGGAACACAACAGCAUCGCAAAGUGAGCCCAUUUAUAUUUAAUGUUUGAAUCACAUUAUUUGCCUGACCAACAGAUUUUGCCAAAAGGAGCAGCGCUAUUGAAGAAACACAGGUAAAAGACCAAGUAAGAGAAAAGUGUAAGCAGGGUUAACGAUGAGGGAAAUGGUCCAGCUUUCAUUCCGCAGUGUCCUUUGGGUCUAUGUACAAUACUACUGUGUGUAAAAGAUGCAUGCGUGUCUGCUGGAGGUGGCCCUACAGAGGAGGCUGCACUGAGCAGGUCUCCAUGUCAGAGCACCUCUGACCUCUGAGACAGAUGGUACAGAAACACUGACAUGUUUCAAACAUCAGCAAUGACAAGUAAUAAAUUUACCUCGAAUGAUAAGAGUUAAGACAUGAUUAUGUGUGGAAUGAAAGACCAUAUCAACCCUGCUUUACAGUGACAGAUAUAAGGAGUGCGAGUAUUUGAACGGUUUGUAUGUGUGUGUUCAAGUGUGUGUGUGUGUG